This is a messenger RNA of Peronospora belbahrii, 309 nucleotides long. The record is from the annotation of a GenBank genome assembly. NCBI's taxonomy places the organism in Eukaryota, Oomycota, Peronosporomycetes, Peronosporales, Peronosporaceae.
AUGAAAUUGUCGACGCUAUUACUGAUAGCGGUGCUGGCGCUUGCAGCAGCUAUUGUUCCCGCCCUUCAGCUCGAUGCGAAAGAAACUCACUUACGUCAACUACAAGAGCAGCCGAAUGAUCCGCCCCAUCCUGAACAGACUGAACAAACUGGAAUGCCAGGUGAUGCAUCGGACGGUGUUGUUGGUAACAACGAUGAAAUCGUGGGCUGUUUCCGUGGAUCGUUGAAUUGGCCGCGUUGCUGCCAGCGCACACCUAAUAUCUGGCCUGAUUGUAAUUCUGCUUGUCGUAUGCUGCCGCGGGUCAUUUAA